This is a messenger RNA of Austrofundulus limnaeus, 4818 nucleotides long. RefSeq names its product 5'-nucleotidase, cytosolic IIb (gene nt5c2b). The record is from RefSeq and is a predicted model, not a curated record. Gene Ontology annotation, molecular function: 5'-nucleotidase activity. Bases 220 to 1899 code for a protein of 559 amino acids. The transcript has 18 exons. NCBI's taxonomy places the organism in Eukaryota, Metazoa, Chordata, Actinopteri, Cyprinodontiformes, Rivulidae.
CUCAUAACAGCAGCUGGCGGCUCGGAGAGACUUUAGAGAGCGAGUUCAGCGUAAACACUUAGCUGCUUCCUGGCUCCACAGAGUCCCAACCAGCGCUUCGCUUCAAAGCUGCAGACAGACAGAAAAACACCGUCUUUUGACACGGCUCACUGCGCAUGCGCAAACUAUCAGACGGCGCAUCGAUCCAGGAACUCAGAUCGGCACUGAAAAGUUUGAAACAUGACCACUUCAUGGAGCGACCGAUUGCAGAAUUAUGCCGACCUGCCUGCCAACAUGGACGGCCUCACCAUGAAGAAAUACAGGAGGGAGCCCUACCACAGAAUCUUUGUCAAUAGAAGUUUGGCGAUGGAGAAAAUCAAGUGCUUUGGCUUUGAUAUGGAUUACACUUUAGCAGUAUACAAGUCACCUGAGUACGAGUCAUUAGGCUUUGAACUGACCGUGGAACGCCUGGUCUCCAUCGGUUACCCCCAAGAGCUGCUCAGCUUCGUCUACGAUCCAUCAUUUCCCACCAGGGGCCUCGUGUUUGAUACCAUGUAUGGAAACUUACUGAAGGUUGAUGCUUACGGUAAUAUCCUGGUUUGUGUUCACGGAUUCAACUUCCUUCGAGGCCCCGAAAUUCGUGAAAGAUAUCCAAACAAGUUCAUUCAGAGGGACGAUACAGAACGUUUUUAUAUCCUGAACACACUCUUCAACCUGCCAGAAACCUACCUUUUUGCUUGCCUCGUGGAUUUCUUUUCCAACUGUGACAGAUACACAAGCUGUGAAACUGGUUUCAAAGACGGCGACCUCUUCAUGUCCUACAAGAGCAUGUUCCAGGAUGUCCGGGACGCCGUGGACUGGGUCCACUUUAAGGGGACACUGAAGGAGAAGACGGUGGAGAACCUGGAGAAGUACGUAGUGAAAGAUGGGAAGCUGCCGCUCCUCCUCAGCCGGAUGAAUGAAGUGGCUAAAGUUUUCUUAGCAACCAACAGUGACUACAAAUACACCGACAAAAUCAUGACUUACCUGUUUGACUUCCCCCAUGGCCCAAAGCCUGGGACCUCCCACCGACCCUGGCAGUCUUACUUUGACCUGAUCCUGGUGGAUGCCAGGAAGCCGCUGUUCUUCGGGGAGGGGACGGUGCUCAGACAGGUGGACACGACCACAGGACGUCUAAAAAUAGGGACCUACACCGGACCACUGCAGCAUGGAAUAGUGUACUCUGGAGGUUCUUCAGAUAUUGUGUGCGACCUGCUGGGAGCUAAAGGGAAGGACAUUUUGUACAUCGGGGAUCACAUCUUUGGAGACAUCCUCAAGUCCAAGAAACGCCAGGGUUGGAGAACGUUCCUGGUCAUACCUGAGCUGGCCCAGGAGCUGCACGUCUGGACCGACAAGAGCUCAUUAUUUGAGGAGCUACAAGGCUUGGACAUUUUCUUGGCAGAGCUUUACAAACAUCUGGACAGCAGCAGCAACGAGAGGCCUGACAUCAGCACUAUUCAGAGAAGAGUCAAGAAAGUCACUCACGACAUGGACAUGUGCUACGGCAUGAUGGGUAGUCUGUUCCGCAGCGGCUCCAGGCAGACUCUGUUCGCCUCGCAGGUGAUGCGUUACGCCGACCUGUACGCCGCCUCCUUCAUCAACCUGCUGUAUUACCCCUUCAGCUACCUGUUCAGAGCCGCGCACGUCCUGAUGCCCCACGAGUCGACAGUUGAACACACACAUGUGGACAAAGACCUGGAGUCCCCGCUGGCCACACGGAACCGCACCCACUGCAGCGACUGCAAGGACCUGGAGUGCAAGCGCAACCAGCUGACCCGCUCCUUCAGCGAGAUCAAGCCCCCCAACAUGUUCCCCCAGGCCCCCCAGGAGAUCACUCACUGCCACGACGAGGAUGACGAUGAAGAAGAGGAGGAGGAAUAAACUGAGCCCAAAGAGCUGAGCCUACUUCUUGUUCCCCAGUAGAGUCGGAGCGCGAUCUCUCUCCAGUUUGAAGCAGGAAAAAGAAAUCUCCAGAAUGUGUGUGUGUACAAAUAUUUACUGUGUAUAUAAGAAAUACUGUGUGAACACAGACACACACACUCUGGAGAUUUGAGACGGACCAGCAGGAGAGGAGAUCAGAAGACUACACGCAUGCUCGCUCCUCGUAAAUAUCCCACACGAACUUUCCCUGAUUUUUUUUAAUCCGACUUUUAAGAGCUGAAAUAGUUUUAGUCGUGUUUACGCUCGAAACCGCCAGAUAUGGUCAUUUACUGUAACUUUAACAACAACAAAAAACAAGCUGACAAAAAAUGCACCAUUUAAAAAACAAAACRUUUGCGAGUUCAGAACAGGUCUUCUGCUACUUGGGAGCAACUUGCAUCUUUUCAUCUGUUUUUGUUUCUUUUCUGCUCGUAUGUCAGAGCGUAUGUUUAUCUGCCAAAGUGACCUCGCUCUGACCGUGGCGUCCUGAGCGACAGUCGCUGAUGAGGAGGAACGCCGAAGCACAAGCUGUCAGAAUGAGUUCAUAGCGUAUUCUGUUUGAGGUCUGAUGGGGGGAGGAAAGGUUUUGUUGAGCUAAAGUUUUGUUUCUAAAAAAACAAAAAGGACAGAGUAUGGUAGCUGUGUUUGAUUUUCAGUAUGUGUAAAGUGGGUUUUUAUCUUCAUACUUUAAUGCCUCAGGUGGUAUUAGUUUCAGCGUGGUCUGAUUUUAAGAGGAAACUUUGCACUGGAGUAUUAGUGGUGAGAAGAAGCAGAGAACCAGAUUUGGACAUGUGUGAAGUGAUGAUUUUUGUUGUUGCCAAGCGUCCAAUAAGAGCUUAAAGGUUUGAAAAGGUGAGCUCUGUUCAGAGGACAGCCAGCUUCUUGUAUUGCAGAUUUGGUUGUUUUUAACAGAGGAAGCGUGCGCAGUAUUCUCUGAACACUGUGAUCAUUUUAUAAUAAUGUAGCUUCUGACUGUGGUACUCCACUUUGUGUUUGCUUUGAUCUUAUUAUUUUUUACAAACCAGACAUUUAAAACAGGUCCAUUUCUGUGUAAACAAAACUGACAGAACAUGAAACUUUAUUUUUAUCGAUGUGAGUGGAAAUUUGAUUUGUUUAGUUACCUCAAAGUGACCAAGUCUACAGUGUCGAUUCUUGUUUUCACACUCCACUGUGUUACACCCUGAAAUGUUUAAAACAAACCCACAACUGAAGAACCAAAUGUACGAAGGAGCUGCUGUAAUUUGGAUGAGAUGAACUUGGCUGCAAUAUGCUGUUUAGCCACUAGAUGUCACCACAUCCCCCACAUUACGUUAAAUUUUUUCAGAAAAUGCACAUUUGAAGUUUCUGACAAAAGGAGAAACCAAGUAAAAGCUUCUUUAGACACUUUUAAUCACCGUUAAGAUUCAAAACAAAAUAUCAUUUAAACUUAAAUCAAGCUUAGCAGAGCUGCACGAUAUUAGGACAACAUGCAAAACUAGUGUUUGAUGUUGCAAUGAUUAUAAAUAAACCCAAAGGUUUUGUCAUCGCAGUGUUCACACCACUUUCCUUGUGCCGCAGUGGGCAUUCAGAGGACUGCRGGUCCAUCUGAUUUACAAGUUUGCAUGUUUUCAAAUAAUCUGAUAUUGCAGUAUUGAAACAUUUUCUGUAUAUUCUGCAGCACCGAAGUGUAGAUUUUUAACGACAUUUUUUGUGCGUUUUUUCUGCAGCAGCACUGCGCUGGAAAAAUCUGCAUAAUUUUACCGUCUUGUAUCGUGUUGCUCUUCCUUCACUGACGUGACUUUUGUCUUUGCAGACUGUCUGCUUUUGUCCUCGGAGAGUAAAUCCUCUGAAAUGUUAAAGUUUUUAUCAGAAAACGGUCGGCGCUUCACACGGAGUUGAAGCUGGUCAGAAAAACAAGUUUUCAGUCCGUUCAAUGGACACCAGUGUUGAUGUGUCUGAACUUCAAACAUGGUAACUUUUUCUUUUUUUUAAAAUUCUCUCCUCAAACAUCUGCUGUGUUCUCACAUCUGUCUGAAGUAUGCCRUGUCACUUUUGUAAAUAUCGGAUCGGCCGGACGUUUAAGGCCACAAAAGGGAAGGAACUUGUCAUCUUUUUUUUUUUUUUUUUGCAGAACUUUUUGGUUUGAGUUGAAGUGGAGUUAAAAACAUUCAUGACCGUUUUCAUUCUUUUCUUUUUUGGGACCUUUUUUUCUAACAGAAAAAUGCACGACUGCUGUGUUUUAUUUUGGGKUUUUUUGUUUUGUUAAAAAAAUGGAAAUGCUACACGAGGCCACUGUAAUCACUCGCAGUUUUGCAUAAUUUGCAUGUGUACAUGUGUUCUGGCACAACGGUUCUGAUAACAUCAGUCUUACCUCGACAUGGUUUUUAUGACUUCUGAUGUUUUUAUAAUUAGUUGGUGCACAUUACACACAUGGAAAAACUGCAAACCUCGGCAAAACUAAUCUGAAAUAGAGGAUUAUUGUGAUUAACUUUUAAAGUAUCGUAACUGAUGUGUUUCUCAGCACCGCGGGGUUCUUAUUUUUCUAAGAUUUUUUUAUUUAAAGGUUUAUAAAACUAUAACUAUAAAACUAUAAAUAAAUAUUUCCUCUGUCUUUUUUUACUUUACUUAUUUUUAAAUAACAUUUUUAUGCACUACCACAGAUAUCUGUCACUCACUUUUUAAAGCCCGGCGAUUCGGUUUGUUUCCAUCGGUGUCRCAUCCAGAACCAGAACUCGUUUACAGAACCUUUUGUUUUCUGAACGGUAGUGAUUAUUUUGUUGUUUUUAUUCCUACAAGUUUGUUCUUCUGGAUAAUGUUUUGUUUUGUUUCCAGAAAAUGUCCUCCAUACUGUACAUUAAAGAAACAUGGCAUCAAAUCUAGAAUAAAGUUAGUUUCUUAUAA